Messenger RNA from Symbiodinium sp. CCMP2592, 8277 nucleotides. NCBI's taxonomy places the organism in Eukaryota, Dinophyceae, Suessiales, Symbiodiniaceae. The record is from the annotation of a GenBank genome assembly.
AUGGAUGAUUCAGCUGGGGAUAGAGCUGAGCCUGCAGUACCCUUGCAUCAACAGGGUAUGAGCCCAACGCUUCCUGUGUUGGAGGGCGAGGAAAGAGGCCCCGAUUACCAUCGCGAUGAUCCAGAACAUCCUCGUAUGAACCGAGAUGCAGAUGGGCAACGGGGUUCAGCUCUGAUUCCUAAUGGUGUUCCUGCAGGAAGUUCCCCGGCACCCCCGAAUCUUCCAGAUCGACGGGGCUCUCAGGCAGAUGAAAGACCACCUCCGAGGUCUAUGAAUGAUGAUCAUUUGCCGACUACUACUCGGGGUGGCGGGUUUCAGGCGGCAGAGGAGGACUUGAAUGCGUUCAUGAUGAUUGAUAGAUCUCCUCCUCCGAUAACGCUACCUGUUCCCGAGCCGCCCAGCACGGCUCCCAGGGAGGCCGUCAUGUACAAUGCAAGUGGGGAACCGUUGUUCCCUCAGUUUCUUCCUUCGCCUUUACCAGGACAAUCGCCUUUGUCAGAUGCAGGUUCGCUGCCUGCGCGUGGGCCCAGCUGGUUCUCGAGGCUUGGUGACUACAUCCAGCGACGCGUGGAAGUGACUUCGUGGUCGGCGUCACAGGCAUCCGCUGGAGUGCAACAGCAGUGGCCUCGAUCUUCGGCUUCCGCUUCUGCCAAUGUGAGGCAGACUGCACCACAGGAGCCGAGAGAUGCUUCGGUCAGCAGCGGAGGUGUCUCUGCUGAAGCUGUGCAAGCUGAGGUUUCAAGACAGUUGGAAGUGGCAAUGGGUGAUGUGUUGCAGAGGUUGAAUACGGAAAGGAGGCGAACUGAGGAGGCUCGUGAUGAGGCUCGAAGGCUCAGAAGUCAGCUUGAACUACAAGAGAGCAGAGUCAUGUAUGCAGAAGCUCCUCGACUUCGUCCUCUUCGUGAUCGUCCCCAGGGAGGAGAAGAAGGUGCGGGAAUCCAACCUGAAGUUCUCGCCGAUCUACCUCCUCAGGUCCCUCAAGAGCAGCGCUUAGCAACUGGCAUUGCUCUACCUCCUCGUGCAAUCGAGCCACCACGUGAUCUAGCUGAACACGAUGGGAGUUAUGAUGCUCGCCUACGGGGUCUUGAUGGGGUACCAGGGGUGGAUAGAAAUGUACGAGGUGCUGGAAUCCAGCCUGAAGUUCUCUCUGAUCUACCUCCUCUGGGUUCCUUUGUUGACAAUAGACCGCCUAGUCGUCCUCGUUCGCAGUCACCUGGACCACGUUCGUUUUUGCAGGGUCUCUUCGGCUUGGGUGGUGGUCUUCGUGAUUCAGGCCCUCAGCCCUAUGGCGAUAGCGUUGGUUGCCGACAUUCGGAUGAUCAUGUUGUACCACCUCCACCACAACUUCCCCUACAACCUCCUCAACUACCACAACCACACAUACCUCUACAACCACCUCGAGUGCCAGGAGAUCCAGGACGUGCAGCUGGUGAUGCUGAUGGCGGCGUCCUUCUCACACUGGCGAAAGGCAUUGAAGCUUUGCUGCAGCAGAGUCAGUCAGGUCGUGGUGAUCGACCGGAAACUGUGAAACCGGGCAUCAGCGAGUUGCCGUUGCUCCCCGAGUACCAGCCUAGUUCGGGCAGUAUCGACCUCCUUAGUUGGAUCACCCACAUCGGCCCGAUGAUGGAGGACCUCUCAGAUACCAGUGGGGCUUGGUGGGAGUCGACAAUGGCCGAUGUUCUUCGCUGGUACCAGCAGUUUUCUUCCUCUACUCCGUUGGCCAGGCUUCAAUUGCGCCCUCGGCCAACUUCUCCGUUGAAGGCGGAAUGGGCACGGGUGGAAAGGCGGGCUACUGCGAUGAUGUUGAGUGCGGUGCCGAAGCAAGUCAGGGAUGAAGUGAUUGCCAGCGGGGAAGUUACUUCGUUGGGACUGCUGUGUAAGCUUUACUCCGUGUAUCAGCCCGGGAACUUGCAAGAGAAGAGCCUGGUGUUGAGGAUGUUGGAGCAGCCUGAAGAGUGCCAAUCGGCCCUCGCUGCAGUGGAGGCUCUUCGUAAGUGGAGCCUUUGGCGUCGCCGUGCCGCGACAAUGGGCAUCGCUGAACCAGAUGCUUCAAUCCUGCUGCGCGGUUUAGACCGUAUCACUGGACCUGUGGUCCGAGGGAGCGGGGAGCUGGCAUUUCGGGUCAGCUUGAUCAGGAGCACUUUGCAGUUGGAUGUUUGCCCCAGCUCCCAGAGCAUCACUACGUUCACCCAGCACUUGCAGGCCGAGAUGGAGCAGCAGGCGAGGCUUGGAGCAGCACGACCCGCUAGUGAUCAGGCUACAUCAUUGAAGGCUUUGGGUCGUGAGUGCAAGUAUCCUCACACUUGGAACCUUUUGGACAAGGUUAGCCGUCAGAAGAAGUGCCUCAACUGCGGGGCGCAGGGCCACAAAGCCAAGGAAUGCCGUGCUCCGGGUGGCGGUGCUGCAACUCCGAAGGGUGCUCCAAAGGGUGGUUCAGUUGGUGCGAGUGACACAGGUGCCACUUCUUCAUCUACGCCUACCUCUGAAACUUCACGGAGGGUGAACUUCGAGACGGGGGAUAUCCAGGCGAAGGUGAUGAAGGUCUUGGAGGGCCUUCAGGAGAUCUCGGUGUUCAAGCCGGGUGAAUGGUAUCAGGCUCGCAGUGUGGGAGUACAACUCGCCGGGGAUUCUGUGGCGCUGAUGAAACAGAAUGAGUCCGGAACUUUGUUGAGCACCGAUGAUAUGGCCCAGGUGAUCGUUCCCCUUGGCAAGGUCAUUGCCACCCUCGGCUACCGGCUGAGCUGGAACGCCAAUGUUUGUGAAUUGGUGGGGCCAACUGGGGAUGUGAUUCCUCUUACGGUCCGGAACGGAUGCCCGGAAGUCAGCGAGGGAGUGGCCCAUAGACUGAUUCAGAAGUUAGAGGAGCAACAGCUCCCUCAGCUUGAGCAGGCCACUCAAGCUUCCGUGAAGGCCAUCUCGCAGCUCAAGGCGAGCUGGUGGUCCUACCUCCGGAACUAUGUGAAGGGUGGCAAUGCUUUGGAUGCUCGUGCUGCGGUUGACAAGGCGGUGUUUCUUGAUUAUAAGGAUGUGAUCAAGGAUCAGCUGAUUGUGAAGCCGCCGAAGCAAGGGAUAUGGGAUCUUUUGAUGAAGGGGCUGCGCAUUAACCGCCGUGGAAGGAAGAAGUUGUUCAGAUCCAGGUCGUGGAUUGUGCGCUGGGAUUCCCCGGCCUCGGAGAGGCCUCGUGAUCCGUUGAAGCACCUCUCCUUUGUGGAUUGCGCGGUGUAUGUGAACAUGAGCACGUUGUUGGCUGAGAGUGACUUCGAUGAUGUUUGGAAGGUGAUCCAAUGGGCUGCUUUGGAUGGGAGGAUUUCAACAGUCGUCGCCAAGGAUGCGGCGACCAAGCACCCUGAGCAAGUUGUUGCAGGACCCCAUCGCAGCAAGGUUCACUUCUUACAUGCGUUGGCUUCGGUUGCUCGAGAAUGUCAUGGUGAUGGUCCAGUGAGAUUUUAUGUGGAAGAUCUGAGGAGAGCUGCAUCUACUCCAGCUUCCCAGGAGGAGCCUGCUUCCACUACUUGGCUUCCAUGGACGCGGUGUAAGGACUCGCGAGCCUACCUUGAGGAGAUGGGCAUGCUUGAUGUUUCCGUGGACCACUAUGAUGGACUUCGCUGUGUUCGAAUGGCGAAGAUGAGUAGUGACGCAGCGUGGCGACUGCAUGUUGCCAGGAACCAUCAGCCCUUUAGGAGAGACUGCUCUGUGUGCGUGAGGAACAGCGCGGCGGGCCAUCAGCACCGUUCGACUUUGCAUCCAAUGGCUUACAGCCUGAGUGUUGAUGUGGUGGGCCCCUUGAAGGGCUUUGGCCGUUCACCUGAUGGGAAGUUCUUCAAGUACUUUGUCAUUGGGGCGUUCAGGAUACCUGAGGUUGAGGGUGCUGAGGGCCAUGGAGAAGUUCGCGGUCACCCUCUCCCGCCGUUGGACGCCGAGGACGAGGAGGAGACGAUUGAGUGCGAUGACCCUCUUGACGAUGAUGCGGUCCCUGAGGGUGCGGGCGUGGGCUUGGAUGAAGUUGAGAAGGAGGAACAAACUUGGAAAGAGCUUUUGGCAACCUUCAAAGAACCAAUUGCUACCACGACUUUGUACUUUGCGGUCCCAGUCAACAACAAGAAGGCUGCCACCAUGCUACCAGCUGUGCAGCGCAUUGUGACAGAAGUGAAGGCUUUGGGCUAUCCAGUCACCCGUUUGCAUUCAGACCGAGGUGGAGAAUUUCGUGGCAACUUGGUGAGAAAAUGGGCCCUGUCUCAAGGGAUGUGGCCUACUACGACUACGGGAUCCGACUCAGCUGCCAAUGGCGUUGCGGAGGCUGGUGUGCGCUACUUGAAGCGCCGGGCGCGAGUGUUGCUUGAUGCUGGUGGAGUCUCCAAGGAGAAUUGGCCCACGGCGAUACAGUAUGCGGCUGCCCAGCAGCGGUCCGAACGUCUCGGUUCGCUACCAGUGAUGCCUGUUGCUUAUGGCACCAAGGUCUAUGUGAAGACCAAGAGGUACAAGACUGGAGCAGUGGAGGACUUCGGUCCUCAUUGGACCAAGGGUCGCUAUGUGGGCCCUUCCACUGACAUCCGGGGAGGCCAUGUUAUCCUCAAGGACUCCGGCACCUUUAUUCAAACUACCCAUGUUCGAGUGACCCGAGAUCCACCUACCGUUGAUGAUGUGGCUCCAACCGUGCUCGUCGAGCCUGAGGAGAGUGAUGGACCUGCUGAUGGAGAACCUCCUCUACCACCACCCGCUCUACCGCCACCGGCAAGAAGGAUGAGAGCUAAGGCUCCUAUGGUCUCCAAGAUGGACACGUUUUAUCAACCAUUGGAAGUGCUGUCGGACGUGCUUCCCUCCUCUGUGGAAGAUGAUUGUCCAGAUGGAUCCGUGAAGUACCUCCGUGCCGGGGAGAUUGAUUACGUCGAGACUGUUGCGGAGCAGAUGUUUCGCAAUGAUUGUUUCAGCGAAAAGGAAUGUGCUCGUCUUCUGGCGCUGUUUGCGGGAACUUGUGGAAACUUGAAGGUUCCUCGCGCUCCUGAAGGCCAAGGGAUGAUCCUCGGUGCGUUUGUUCAUGGUGGGUCGUUUGGGGUUACGAGAUAUGGUCGUGACCUCCCAUGGGUAACCCGCUACUUCAACAGCUAUUUGAGAGCCAAGAUUGACAAGCAUUGGCCUGGGCUGCACACUACAUGGACUACCAUUGCCCUUCAGUCUGCUGAGCAGAUACCCAAACAUAAGGACAGCCACAACGAGCGCAACACCUACAACUACGUGCUGGAGCUGAAGACGAGAUCCUUGGACGGUUUGUGGGUUGAAAACCAAGGAAUGGAACGACGUGUGGUUGGUGGUGCCAAUGCGAAGGAUUAUCAGUACGUUGACCAACAUGGGCAGGCUCAUGAAGGAUGCUUGGUUGAUGUCACCAAGAAGCCGGCGGUGUUUGAUCCGCAUGUACCACACGCUUAUGUGACUGAGGGAAACAGGAAAUGGUUCUUGUCUGCAUAUACCCCUCAAGGAGCCUACAAGCUGAAUGCGAACGACCAGAAGUACCUGGCAGCCCUUAAUUUCCCGUUGGCUCAUGUUGACGAUGAAGGUGAUGAUGAUUCCGUUGGUAAUUCAUUGGAAACCAGACCGAUGAUGAGGGCAGCUUCCUUGCCAUCAGCUACAUUGUUGGGUGGAGCUCAUGAUGAAGUUGGUGAGGUGGAUGCUGUUACCACGGGAGAUUGCGAAGCUACCAUGUGGGAUUGGGCUUUGUAUGCUGAGGAGCCUGUUGAGGAGGAGGGUGUCGAUGGUGAGGUCAGCGCGAAAGCUUGUUUGAAGCGACUUUGCAGCUCUGAGGAUCCAGGUGCUGAGUUGCCUGGACUUACGUUGAUCCCGGAGAUCUUCAAUGAGGGUGAAGGGGACUUUGAGUAUAAGGCCGAUAUGGAAAGGAGUGUUGAGUAUUGGGCUUCGCUGGGGCUGUAUGAUGUUCCUCGUGUCGCGAAGCUUGAGCCUGAGUACGUUGAGGAUAUUGAAGGCAUUAUCCAGACGGCCAUUGACAACAAGAUCCCCCUAAGGCACACCUACAAUGUGAGUCCUCAGGAAGCCAAGGCUGUGAUAGCAAAGUGGCGACCCGCAAUAUCAAAGGAGCUUGGUGUUGUUGAAAAAGGAUUCGAGCGUGUGACUACCUCUGAGGUUAGCGAGCUGAAGAAGAAGUUUGUUGUCCAGGAGCUGCCCUCCAAGUUGGUUUAUACUGUGAAACCUCCGGCUGCCGAGUCGGCUGAGGAGGAGGGCGAAUCCGCCCUUUGUAAAAGAAAGGCACGCAUAGUGUGCUGCGGCAAUUACGCCGCCGAAGACCAGAAUGAGUUGUAUGCGGGUGGCGCUGCAGCAGAGAGUCUUCGGUGUGCUCUUACAUACAGCGCACGCCGCCGUUGGCGAUCAGGGAUCACUGACAUCUCUGGAGCAUUCAUGCUCACACCGCUGCCGCGCGGUGAACGGGAGACUGUGUACAUCAUCAGGCCUCCGGCUGCUUUGAUCCAGCUGGGGUUGGCACAGCCUACCGAGAGAUGGUUGUUGACGCAUGGCAUGUAUGGUUUACGUCAGUCGCCUAAGCUCUGGGCGUCGUAUCGGGACGACUACAUUGCCGGUGUUGAGGUCGAGCAUGAAGGCAAGACGUGGUCCCUGAAGCAGGGCAAGGCAGAGCCAAACCUAUGGAUGGUUUAUGAGGUUGGAGCGCCAGAAUGUGAUCCCACUGGCUUGGUUUUGCUCUACGUCGACGAUAUCCUCUUGGCUGGCCCGUUGUGGCUUGUCACGGCCCUCGCGGCGACGAUUUCAGCCAAGUGGAAAACCUCGGAGCUGGACCUGCUUUCUUUUGACCAUGAUAUCCGGUUUUUGGGUUGCGAGAUUGCCACCAAUGAGGAGUUCUCUGCGAUCUACCUUCACCAGCGGCCCUACAUCGAGGAGAUUUUACGUCAUCAUGGCACAGAGCAGACCGAGCAGUCUCCCAUCCAGGCUCCGAAGGAAUGGGUCACGUUUGAGGCCUUUGAGGGUGAAGAUCGGGGGAGUGAUGAUGAGGUGAAGCAAGCUCAAAAGGCUUGUGGUGAACUCCUUUGGAUUGCCCAGAGAAGCAGACCGGACAUCAGCUUUGUUGUUUGUGCUAUGGGUUCUUUGCUGACCAGGGCAGCGCCCAGAUGCUUGAGGAUUGCGGCUCGCCUCAGGUCCUACCUUCAGCGUACAAAACACCUGGCGUUGAGUUUGAGGCCAACCACUUCUGACUUCGCCGUGUACACGGACAGCUCUUUCGCUCCGGAGGGCUCCCGCAGCCACUCUGGAAUGGUUGCUGUGUGGAUGGGAGCGCCAAUAUGUUGGCGUUCGGCUCGUCAGCCGUUCGUGUGCCUGAGUACUGCUGAAUGCGAGUUGCUGGCAGCCACAGAAGGUUUGGUCAUUGGCAAAAGCAUUGCUGCGGUAGUGCGUGAGAUGCAUAAAGAUUUGGGUCACAUUUCUCUUCGCAUCGAUAAUCAGGCUGCGAUUACACUAGCAAAGCCCUCUUCGUCUACUUCGUGGCGCACCCGCCACCUAAGAGUUCGGGCGGCCUACAUCCAUGAGCAGAUCCUCACCGACCAGGUCUCAGUUGUCUACGUCCCAGGCUCCAACCAGUGGGCCGACCUACUCACGAAAUCGUUUCCCCGUCAGCGACUUGAAGAGCUGGUUGGGAUUUGGGGUUUUGUGGAUUUGGUCACAGAAGUUUCUAAGCUGGCUUUGGUUCGUAUGAUGGUGCUUUGUAUGAUGGUUCAGACGGCCCGUGCGUCGAGUAUUGAGCCCUUGGCACUGGACAGUUCCUUUGAGCUGUAUGCUGCGAUCGCUGUUGCUGGCAUGGCCCUUGUUGGCUUGUGGGAGGCUUUUUGGUACGUAUGGGAACGUUGCUGUGGCGAUCCCGGCGAGUCAAGGUCUUCGAAGCGUCAUCGUCGACUACAAGAGGCGGUCCAACGUGAAUUGGCUGCCAAGUUGGCUGAAAUGGAGACGACCGACCCGCCGCCACCUAAGCGUGCGACCAGUGAGUGGAUGGGUGCACCAUCUUCGACUUCGAGCUCUUCUACUUCUACGGUGGUGCGGCGAGGAAGGAGUGCUCUUUCAAGGCGAAGUUUGGAUGUCGGAGUUCAAACGGAUCCGUUGCCACCUCCUCGAGGCCAAGUCGAAGUUCGUGAAGUGAUGGUGCCCCAAUGGCAUGAAGGUCCUGUGUAUGUUUCAGGAAAUGGUGAUCAUUUUCACACACGCCAGGAGCAUUUCCGUGGUCGCCUGAUCCAGGCCGUCAACGAGCAGGCGAAGGCAGCCAGCAUGUAG